Messenger RNA from Rhagoletis zephyria (snowberry fruit fly), 792 nucleotides. Lineage: Eukaryota; Metazoa; Arthropoda; Insecta; Diptera; Tephritidae. The record is from RefSeq and is a predicted model, not a curated record.
AUGCUGAACCGCCUGCCGGAGCACUACUACCGCCACCGGACGGAGCUGCAGAAGCCCUCGACGCGCGUUCACGAUCGUCCGCCGGAGACGGACUUUUUCGAUCUGAAGUACAACGAUCGGGUGAAGCGAGUUGAACGCGUCCCCGACGUGCCCAUUGAGGUGAUGUACCCGAAGGAGGCCGACCUCGGUCUCUGGGGCGGCGAGGGCAUCGUCAAGGGCUACGUCAAGCCGCGAAAGUACUUCCAAGCGGGCUGGCCGCGACCAAAGUACUUCUUUCCCGAGCUGAAGAAGGCCGUACUGUACAGCGAAAUUCUCGACAAGCACUUCACCUUCAUCUGCACCGGGCGAACACUAGCGCUAGUAGACGAGCACCACGGCCUGGACGGCUACAUUCUGAGAACACCGGUCCAGGACCUUAAGUCGCAGCUGGCGUUGCAGCUUCGCCGAGAGAUGCUGCUGACGCUGCUGGGAAGGAAGAAGACCGGUAGAGAUGAGGCGCACGGCGGUGAGAUGCGCAAAAAGUACGCCGACUGUGUGACGACGAUGCCGCCCGAGGAGGCCGAGUGGUUCGGCCUCUCGACGGUGGACGCCCUCAAGAAGGCCAAACUGGAGACGGCGAAGAGGACGGCAGAAGCGAAACUGCCGCUCAAGUACGCGCUCAGUCGGAAGCUCAUUGAGGAUCUAAAGAAUGCCAAGGACAGCAUCGACUCUGAGCCGAGCAAGCCGACCGGAUGGAUGGACAGGGUAAAGUCUACCCUUGGCCUGAAGACAUCACCAACACCAACAACGUAG